Abrus precatorius (Indian licorice) is the source of this 4702-nucleotide messenger RNA. RefSeq lists its product as uncharacterized. NCBI's taxonomy places the organism in Eukaryota, Viridiplantae, Streptophyta, Magnoliopsida, Fabales, Fabaceae. Gene Ontology annotation, biological process: regulation of DNA-templated transcription. The coding region runs from base 602 to 4702 and encodes 1366 amino acids. The record is from RefSeq and is a predicted model, not a curated record. Gene Ontology annotation, molecular function: zinc ion binding. The transcript is spliced from 6 exons.
AAUCAAAAUACAUACCCAUAGGGAGCAAACUUGUUCGAAGAGAAGCAUGUUGUGGUCGUGGUUGGUAGUUUCGAAGUGAGAAGAGAUCACGUUAGGGUUAGCUUUGUACCAUUGUAUGCAGAUGGCUGUGUUACUUUGUUGAUCAUCGAAUGAAUCCAGGUGCAAUGAUGCUUUGAUUUAACAGAUGAAUGUUAUAUGAAAUAGGGAAGUGCAUUCACUUAUGUUGGGGAAAGGGACAGGUGGCCAGCCUAAUAGAAGAUUGAACCUUUGACAUUAUCAUUACUCCAGAAGCACAGAGAGAGGGUCCAGUGCCAGUUGAGCUAAAUGCUCUUGCUAGAAGAAAUGUCUCUAGAGAUGCCCCAAAAAGCUUCCCACUUGAGCUACUGUCUCAGAGUCUAAUCGGGUUGCAUUUAACAAAUAACACUAGAUAAGUUACAAGCUUUUAAGCUACAUUGCGUGAGAUACGAAGUUGUAUAAGAGGUUAAGCACCUGGUAUAUGAUUGAAAAUUCUUUUAGUGGAUUUAUCUGUCAAAGUAUUUAGUAUUCAAAUAAUAUUGUUAGACUUGGGGUAGCUGAUUGAUUUUGUUUUAUAAUAUGCUAGAUGGAAGGGACCCCUCUCUGCUGUGAACAAUUGCCAGAUGGGGAAUGCAUAGAGGUUCAGAAAGACGAAGAUGGUGCACUAAUUGAAUUAGAUUGUCAAAAUGGUUUUUCUGAAGGAAGAAAGGAUUUUGUUGCACCUGCUGUUGGAAUGGAGUUUGAGUCAUAUGAUGACGCUUACAAUUAUUAUAUCUGCUAUGCCAAGGAGGUGGGAUUUCGUGUAAGGGUGAAGAAUUCAUGGUUCAAGCGAAAUAGCCGAGAAAAAUAUGGUGCAGUGCUUUGCUGUAGCAGCCAGGGUUUCAAAAGAAUAAAAGAUGUUAACCAUUUGAGAAAAGAGACAAGGACUGGUUGCCCUGCAAUGAUAAGGAUGAGGUUAGUGGAGUCUCUAAGAUGGAGGAUACUUGAGGUUUCACUUGAACAUAACCACAUGUUAGGUGUUAAGAUACACAAAUCGGUUAAAAAGAUGGGAACUGGAACUAAAAGGAAGUCAUUGCCUAGUUCUGAUGCUGAGGUGCAAACAAUUAAGUUAUACCGUGCACUUGUGAUAGAUGCAGGAGGUAAUGGACAUUCAAAUUCUAGUGCAAGGGAUGACAGAACUUUCUUUGAAUCUUCUAAUAAAUUGAACCUUAAAAAAGGUGACACACAAGCUAUUUAUAAUUUCUUCUGCCGGAUGCAAUUGACUAAUCCAAACUUCUUUUACUUGAUGGAUUUCAAUGAUGAUGGGCAUUUGAGGAAUGCAUUCUGGGUUGAUGCCAGGUCCAGGGCUGCAUGUGGUUAUUUUGGUGAUGUUCUUUAUUUCGAUAACACUUAUUUGUCAAACAAAUAUGAAAUCCCUCUUGUGGCUUUUGUUGGGAUAAAUCACCAUGGUCAAUCAGUUUUAUUAGGCUGUGGCCUGCUUGCAAGUGAAACAACAGAGUCUUACACGUGGUUGUUUAGGGCAUGGGUUACAUCCAUGUCAGGAUGUUCUCCCCAAACUAUUAUUACUGAUAGGUGCAAGGCUUUGCGGAGUGCAAUUGUAGAAGUUUUUCCUAGAUCUAGCCAUCGUUUUGGUUUGUCAUUGAUUAUGAAAAAAGUACCAGAGAAAUUGGGAGGGUUGCACAACUAUGAUGCAAUCAGGAAAGCACUUAUUAAAGCAAUUUAUGAGACAUUGAAAGUGAUUGAAUUUGAAGCAGCAUGGGGAUUUAUGAUUCAACGCUUUGGAGUUAGUGACCAUGAAUGGCUUCAUUCUCUAUAUGAAGAUCGAGUUCAUUGGGCACCAGUAUAUUUGAAGGACACAUUUUUUGCUGGAAUGUCUGCAGCACGCCCUGGUGAGAGCAUUAGUCCUUUUUUUGACAAGUACGUGCACAAACAGACUCCUCUUAAGGAGUUUCUUGAUAAAUAUGAAUUAGCUCUUCACAAGAAGUACAAGGAAGAAUCUUUUGCAGAUAUUGAAUCAAGGAGAUCAAGUCCCUUGCUAAAAACCAGAUGUUCUUUUGAAUUGCAGCUCUCUAGAAUAUACACAAGAGAAAUGUUCAUGAAGUUUCAAUUAGAAGUGGAAGAAAUGUAUUCUUGUUUUGGUACAACACAAUUACAUGUGGAUGGCCCCAUCAUAAUUUUCUUGGUCAAGGAGCGUGUUCUGAUUGAGGGAAACAGGCGGGAGAUUAGGGAUUUUGAAGUUCUGUACAGUAGGACAGCUGGUGAAGUUCGUUGCAUCUGUAGUUGCUUUAAUUUUUAUGGAUACCUAUGUCGGCAUGCACUGUGUGUGCUCAAUUUUAAUGGGGUUGAAGAGAUACCUCACAAAUACAUUCUUUCACGAUGGAAGAAAGAUUACAAGCGUCUAUACAUUCCUGAUCACAGCUCUGGUAGUACUGAUGACAAUGACCGCAUUCAAUGGUCUAAUCAAUUAUUUAAAAGUGCCUUACAAGUUGUGGAGGAGGGGAUAAUUUCUCUAGACCAUUACAAUGUAGCGUUGCAGUCUAUAGAAGAAUCACUGAGUAAGGUUCAUGAUGUAGAACAGAGACAGGAGAAAUCAUGUGAAUCCUCUGGCCAGACCAUGACGGACGAUACCGUGUCUUCUCCGAUCGAUAAAGUCUUGUCACUGAGUCCUAAUCUUGACAUCGCGAUAGAUGAUGGAUCUCCAAACUGUGAGCAACUACUCGAAAUUGAUGGAAGUGAACAUGAAAAUGGGAGGGAUGAAACAACAGUCAUGGAUAGUCAUAGUGGAGAAUCUCAAGGGAAAGACUACCCCCCACCAGUUGUUGGAAUGGAGUUUGAUACUUAUGAUGAUGCCUACAACUAUUACAACACCUAUGCAAAGGAAAUUGGAUUUGCUAUUCGGGUUAAAUCUUCGUGGACCAAACGUAACAGCAAAGAGAAGCGUGGUGCUGUGCUUUGCUGCAACUGCGAGGGUUUCAAAACAAUUAAAGAAGCAAAUAGUCAUAGGAAAGAAACAAGAACAGGCUGUCUAGCAAUGAUUAGAUUGAGAUUAGUGGAAUCUAAUAGGUGGAGGGUCGAUGAAGUCAAGCUUGAGCAUAACCAUUCAUUUGAUCCUGAGAGAGCACAAAACUCUAAAUCACAUAAGAGGAUGGACAAUGGAGCCAAAAGAAAAGCUGAGCCAACUCUAGACGUUGAAGUCAAAACAAUCAAGUUAUAUCGAAUGCCAGUUGUAGAUGCAUCAGGUUAUGGAAGCUCAAAUUCUAAUGAAGGAGGAACUAGUAACAACAUUUAUUGUUCCAGGCGUUUGAAACUAAAAAAACGUGAUCCAGAUCUUAUAUCAAAUUACUUCUGCCGCAGUCAAUUGAUGAAUCCUAAUUUUUUCUAUGUGAUGGAUCUGAAUGAUGAUGGACAACUGAGGAACAUAUUUUGGGUUGAUUCUAGAUCUAGGGCUGCGUAUAGUUAUUUUGGUGAUGUGGUUGCAUUUGACUCAACAUGUUUGUCAAAUAAUUAUGAGAUUCCACUUGUUGCGUUUGUUGGCAUUAAUCACCAUGGGAAAUCUGUUUUGCUAGGAAGUGGUCUGCUUGCCGAUGAGGCAUUUGAAACAUAUAUUUGGUUAUUUAGGGCUUGGCUUACUUGUAUGUCUGGUCGCCCUCCACAAACUAUUAUUACAAACCAGUGUAAGGCUGUGCAAAAUGCAAUAGCUGAGGUUUUCCCCAGAGCUCACCAUAGAAUUUGUCUAUCACAAGUCAUGCAGAACAUUCUUGGGUGUUUUGUACAGUUUCAGGAAUAUGAGGCGUUUCAGAUGGCACUGACUAAAGUGAUAUAUGACUCUAAAACAGUUGAUGAAUUUGAAAGGGCUUGGGAUGAUCUAACCCAGCAUUUUGGAAUAAGAAAUAACGAAAAGCUCCAAAGCUUACAUGAAGAACGAGAGCAUUGGGCACCAGUGUACUCCAAGGACACAUUUUUUGCUGGAAUAUCUGAUUAUGAAAAGGGUGAGUCUGUGGUUCCCUUUUUUAAGGGUCACGUGCAUCAACAAACUUCUUUGAAAGAAUUUUUUGAGAUUUAUGAAUUAGUUCAGCAAAAGAAGCGUAGAAAUGAAGUUCUUGAUGAUUUUGAGUCAUGCAAUCAGAGCCCACUACUGAAGACAAGAUGCUACUAUGAGUUGCAGCUCUCUAAAUUGUACACAAAUGCAAUAUUCAGGAAAUUCCAAGAUGAGGUGGUGAUGAUGUCCUCUUGUCUCAGCGUCACGCAAACUGAAACAAAUGGGUCUAUAGUGACAUACAUGGUAAAGGAACGUCAAGGGGAAGAACCUGUAAGAGAUUCUAGGCAUUUUGAAGUAAUGUAUGAUAAAGCUGGAGCAGAAGUUCGCUGCAUUUGUAGUUGCUUUAACUUCAAAGGGUACCUAUGCAGACAUGCCUUGUAUAUCCUUAGUUAUAAUGGUAUGGAGGAAAUUCCAUGUCAGUAUAUUUUGUCAAGAUGGAGGAAGGAUUUUAAGCGAUUGUAUGUACCUCAUCUCAGCUCUGAUAAUGUUGAUAUUAGCAACCCAGUUCAGUGUUUUGAUCAUUUGUAUAAACGUGCUAUGCAAGUUGUUGAAGAAGGGAUGAUAUCCCAAGAUCAUUAUAUGGUUUCUUGGCAAGCAUUCAAAGAGUCUUUGAAUAAGAUCCGCCUUGUAGCAGACAGACAAGAUUGA